CUGAGCCCGGCCCGGCCCUCGGGGCGGAGCUGCGGGUGCGGAGCGCGGCGCAGCCCCGCGGAACCGCGCGGAGCCCCGGCCCCGGGAUGAGCUUCCCGCGGCCGCUCCGCCGCUCCGUGAGCCUCAGCCCGGGCCGGACCCUGCGCCUCGUCGUGCUGGGGCAGAGCGCCGUGGGCAAGACAGCAUUGACUGUAAGAUUUAUCACCAGAAGAUUCAUUGGAGACUACGACCCAACUCUAGAAAUGAUUUACAGACACAUGGCUGUCAUCGACGGGGAGAUGGUGCACUUCGAGAUCCUGGAUACGGCGGGACAGGAGGAGGAUUCCCUGCAGAUAGAGGAGAAGAUCAAAUGGGGCGAUGGCUUCGCCGUGGUCUACUCGGUGACAGAUCGGUGCAGCUUUGAUGAGGUGAUGCGGCUGUGUUUCCUCAUCAACCACAUCCACGCGAGCCCCAGGCGGAGCAGCGCGAGCGAGCAGCCGCCCGUGGUCAUUGUGGGCAACAAGAAGGACUUGCAGUUCGACAGGAUGGUGUCCACCGAGGAUGGCGAAAACCUCUCCAAAGCUUUGAAGCUUCCUUUCUACGAGAUCUCUACCCGGGACAGCUAUGAAGAGACCGUGGUGGUGUUCAACACCCUCUACCAGGAGCUCAUGAGACAGGGGCACUUCUCCCCAGGCUCCUUCAAGCGGAGGACAGUGUCGAAGCUGAUGGAGAAGAUCCCUAAGAUGCAAGCCAGCUCCACCUUGAACUCAGCGGGCCGGAGCCUCAGCUUUAACUCCUUCAGGGACUACAUCCCCGAGUGAGCGGCCCCGAGGCGAGAGCGAUGGCCGAGCCGGGACUGAGGGACAGGUCAUCCUGCUGCGGGGGCACCCGCUGCUCCAGCCCCAGGGGCAGCUCGGGGGGCUGUGCUGGCUCCCGAGAGGAAAUGCUGCACGGUGGGGAGGGUGGGCUUGGGCUACAACAGCCCUUUAAAGCCCGUAGGUUUUUGCAGACGGGCUUUGUGUCAGCAGGGAAGGUGUUCUUUGUCUGCCUUACCCCUUCGCUCCCACUUCCUCCUCCCGGACAGCUGAAGUCAGUAGCGAAGGUGGUUCGUGGUGACUUCAGCGGUGUUGGGACAACCCUUGGGGGCUCAGCAGUGUUUCGGCAGGGAUCAGCCCCAGCACGGACACAUCUGUGUGGGUUUUCCCGCUCCCCUAAGAAAGCUUGCUGGGUCUGUUUGUGCCCCAAAGCGUGCAGCCAAAGCGCUGGGGUGACCCCGAGGGUUGUGCUGGCUCCUGGGCUGUCAUCAGCCGUCCCUCUCCUGGGGAAACCGGCUGCUGCUUCUGCUCCUCAGUGUUGCUGGUGGGUAAAAUCCACUGGCUGCUCAAAACUUUUCCAGCCGGGCUGACGGGUCCAGGGAGGGGGUGUCUCUGUCCACAUCCACCCCCCAGUGCCCCCAGACCCACCCAUCGUGCGGGUCGGUGGGUGGCGGGGGGCUGUGUUCCCCUUUGCCUCCGCUGUGGUCCUCCCCGAAGGGCCCAUCUGCAGCCACCAGCGUCCAUCUGUCGGAGCCCGUGGCCGUGUUUCCAUCCCGGUUUUCCUCUGGGUUAGUAAGCUGAAGCCGUUGCACAGGGGCAGACCCCUGCGUGCCCCCGCUCUGCUGCAGCCCUUCUCUCUCCCAGGCUGCUCAUGGGCUGACACCGAGGGUGUGUUUCAAACCAAAACGGAAAUCUGUUUACAGUGGGGGGGGUGGAAAAGCCUGUUAAUGCCUGGCUUUUCUAAAAAAAAAAAAAAAAAAAUAAUAAUUUUUUAAUAUUUGGCACACUCUCCUUUAUUAAUGCUGUAAAUGAGAUCCUGGGCAAAGGGCAGCGAAGGCGGCAGAUGAGGCUGCUCAGUCUCAGGCUGAGGGCACCGCACGCUCGGUGCUCUGCUGGGCUUUCUGCCUUCGCCGAGCCUGCCCCGCGUUUCACAUCUCCAUCCCUCCCGGGGUGGCCCGUCCCCCAGGGGAGGCAAACCAGACAGCCUGCGUUCCUGAUGCGCACCGAGCCCUGCGCCUGAGCCCACGCUCCUCCAUCCCCGAGGAACAGCUAUUCCCGGGGCAGCUUCUCCCGUUAACGCCUUUGUGAGCAAAACCGCUGUGUGCCAGUUUGAAGCAUGGAUGCAACGGAGCCAAUACUGGGAGGUGCAAAUGAUGCUCCUGGCAGGGACCCCCCACCUUGUCUGCUUAUUAACUGCCCCAUCCCCAAAUGGGAAAUCACCGUGGCCUGAGUAUUUGUCUUUUUGCACAGAGAUGGGGCAGCAAAGGCGCGGAAAGGAGCCGGGCUCGCAGCUGGCGGGAUCCUCUCCCUGCAGCAUCGUUCCUCUCCCUCCCGCCUGCCCGAUGCAGCGCGCUGCGUUGCUGCUUGAGGUGAACGUGCUGGAAGGCCCAUGGCGUAACACGACCUGUGGUGUAACACGACCUGUGGUGUAAAACUCCCGUGUGUGUCCCCCCACCCCCGCCCUGUAGCGACCUGUUGCAUCAUCUGCCACUGUGUCCUGUGACAAUAAAAGCCGCGUUAGCCACCGCC
Tyto alba (common barn owl) is the source of this 2543-nucleotide messenger RNA. Its product is annotated as ras-related and estrogen-regulated growth inhibitor. The record is from RefSeq and is a predicted model, not a curated record. NCBI's taxonomy places the organism in Eukaryota, Metazoa, Chordata, Aves, Strigiformes, Tytonidae. The coding region runs from base 87 to 800 and encodes 237 amino acids. The transcript has 4 exons. Gene Ontology annotation, molecular function: GTPase activity; GTP binding.